AUGUGCGUAUUCCAGCCUGUCAAGGCCUGGAGGUACUUCGUGCAGGCGCUGGCUAGCUGUCAGCAAUUUGCGUUCCUUACCCCUGAAGCCCAACAACGCUACCACAGCAACGUUGAGUCGGGCAACGAGUCGCGAAAUUACUCCAUCGACACUCUACAGCAGGCUGUCUACUGGUCCUCAUGGAAAUCCGAGCGAGAGAUGCGAGGGGAUCUCUACCUCCCGGACUUUUCGCUCAGCGACCAGGAGUUGGCAUUUUACCCGCCCUUCUUCCCGACACCGCCAGCUCCUAGGGCGGAAGUUGAGGCGGCGACGGAUCCGCGCCUGGCUCGCGAGAGAACAUCAUGGUACUUUUAUCUGGCCGAGAUCUCUCUCAGAAGGCUUGCCUCUCGGAUUAGUGCCGAGAUGGUGGGCCUUCAGAAAGAACAUCCCACGCGUCAAGCAUACCUCGCGGCAAUGGCCGCGGCAGUGCCGCAGUACGAGGAGCAGGCACAAGAGUGGAUUAGCUCGCUUCCUCCAAGUCUCUCAUUCGCCGAGCCUCCGGAAAAGGAUGAUGUCUGCAGAUUCGUGCUCCGAGGUCACGCGGUCAAUCUGUAUGAGGUGAUAUACUGGCCAUUUACCACCGCUUUCCUCGAUGCACUUGGGGCGAAUCCCGAGUUCGCUGGCGAGGCUCUGACUCCCAGUGUGGAAUUAUUGGCUCAAAAGGGUCUUGAAAACCACGUCUAUCGACUCGCCAUUAACCGCCUAGGGUACAAGCAUCGCCACCAUGGAACACUGCCCAUGAUGCGGUCUUGCUCGCGAAGCGCCCUGGCGUUGGUCGCGGCUGCAUUGCUCACCCAAUCUAGCGGUUCUGGAGGUGGAUAUGCCCUACCAAAUGAUGGAGCUUACGCGUCGCGUGUUAGAGAAAGCGAGUGGGAUGAUUUCGGCGCCAUCCCCGUCGGCUUAUCGUUUACGGGUCUAGUCGAGGUUAUCUGCCGGACCUCAUAG
Messenger RNA from Colletotrichum fioriniae, 984 nucleotides. The record is from RefSeq and is a predicted model, not a curated record. NCBI's taxonomy places the organism in Eukaryota, Fungi, Ascomycota, Sordariomycetes, Glomerellales, Glomerellaceae.